Myotis myotis is the source of this 2857-nucleotide messenger RNA. Its product is annotated as zinc finger protein 239-like. The coding region runs from base 202 to 2712 and encodes 836 amino acids. Gene Ontology annotation, molecular function: RNA polymerase II cis-regulatory region sequence-specific DNA binding; DNA-binding transcription factor activity, RNA polymerase II-specific. The record is from RefSeq and is a predicted model, not a curated record. Lineage: Eukaryota; Metazoa; Chordata; Mammalia; Chiroptera; Vespertilionidae. Gene Ontology annotation, cellular component: nucleus. The transcript is spliced from 5 exons. Gene Ontology annotation, biological process: regulation of transcription by RNA polymerase II.
GACGCGGAAGCGGCUGUGGAGGGAAGGUGGCGGUUCUCCCUGAGGACAGGAGGGCGUGGCCUUUUUCUCAUUUCCAGGUCCUUCUGACUGUGUGAGGGGAGCUGAUUAACAGGCUGUGGGGACGCCUUUGAAGGCACAUUCUGUGACUCAACAUAUUGUCUCCUGAGGAAACAACCCAGACCCCAUCAGGACCAUAACAAAAUGGCUGCUUCUCAGGGACCAGUGACCUUCAGGGAUGUGGCCAUAGAUUUCUCUCAGGAGGAGUGGGAUUUCCUGGACCCAGCUCAGCAGAAAUUGUACCUGGAUGUGAUGUUGGAGAACUAUAGCAACCUGGCCUCCCUAGCUAUACCAUCUAAAGAUAACCAAGCCUUUAUGUUAAAGCCCAGAAUACAGGAUUUAUUCCCUGAAAUAAUACUGGGUGUUCAUACUGGAGAGAAACCUUACAAAUGUAGAGAAUGUGGCAAAGCCUUUAGUAAGUCCUCCAACCUUAAUCGUCAUCAGCGUAUUCAUACUGGAGAGAAGCCUUACAAAUGCACAGAAUGUGGCAAAGCAUUCAUUGAGUCCACAAAACUUAAACAACAUCAAACAGUCCAUACUGGAGAGAAGCCUUAUAAAUGUACAGAAUGUGACAAAGCCUUUAGGUGUUCCUCAACACUUAGAAUUCAUCAGAGAAUUCACACUGGGGAGAACCCUUACAAAUGUAGAGAACGUGGCAAAGUCUUUAGACAGGCCUCAAAACUUACUGAACAUCAGAGAAUUCAUUCUGGAGAGAAACCUUCUAAAUGUACAGAAUGUGGUAAAGCAUUCCUCUAUGCCUCACAAGUGAUUCAACAUCGGAAAGUUCAUACUGGAGAGAAACCUUACCAAUGUAGCGAAUGUGUCAAAGCCUUUAGUGAGUCCUCCCACCUUAAUCGUCAUAAGCGUAUUCAUACUAGAGGAAAGCCUUACAAAUGCACCGAAUGUGGCAAAGCAUUCAUUGAGUUCGCAAAACUAAAACAACAUCAAACAGUUCAUACUGGAGAGAAGCCUUAUAAAUGUACAGAAUGUGACAAAACCUUUAGGUGUUCCUCAAGACUUAGAAUUCAUCAGAGAAUUCACACUGGGGAGAAACCUUACAAAUGUAGAGAAUGUGGCAAAGCCUUUAGUGAGUCCUCCCACCUUAAUAGACAUCAGAGAGUUCAUACUGGUGAGAAGCAAUACAAAUGUACAGAAUGUGGCAAAGCCUUUGGGGACUCCUCAUCCCUUCGUUAUCAUCAGAGAGUUCAUACUGGAGAGAAGCCUUUCAAAUGUAAAGAAUGUGGCAAGGCAUUCAGUUUGCCCUCAUCCCUUAAGUAUCAUCAGAGAGUUCAUACUGGAGAGAAGCCUUUCAAAUGUAAAGAAUGUGGCAAGGCAUUCAGUUUGCCCUCAUCCCUUAGGUAUCAUCAGAGAGUUCAUACUGGAGAGAAGCCUUUAAAAUGUAAAGAAUGUGGCAAGGCAUUCAGUUUGCCCUCAUCCCUUAAGUAUCAUCACAGAGUUCAUACUGGAGAGAAGCCUUUCAAAUGUAAAGAAUGUGGCAAGGCAUUCAGUUUCGCAUCAUCCCUUAAUUAUCAUCAGAGAGUUCAUACUGGAGAGAAGCCUUAUAAAUGUAGAGAAUGUGGCAAAGCCUUCAGCCACUCUUCAUCCCUUAAUCAACAUCAGAGAGUUCAUACUGGAGAGAAGCCUUAUAAAUGUAGAGAAUGUGGCAAAGCCUUCAGCCACUCUUCAUCCCGUAAUCAACAUCAGAGAGUUCAUACUGGAGAGAAGCCUUAUAAAUGUAGAGAAUGUGGCAAAGCCUUUAGCCUGUUCUCACACCUUACUUCUCAUCAGAGAGUUCACCGUGGAGAGAAGCCUUAUAAAUGUAGAGAAUGUGCCAAAUCCUUUUGCAACUCCUCAGUCCUUACUAGGCAUCAGAGAGUUCAUUCUGGAGAGAAGCCUUAUAAAUGCAGAGAAUGUGGCAAAGCCUAUAGCCAGUCCUCACAGCUUACUACUCAUCAGAGAGUUCACACUGGAGAGAAACCUUAUAAAUGUAGAGAAUGCGCCAAAUCCUUUGGCUCCUCUUCACAGCUUACUACGCAUCGGAGAGUUCAUACUGGAGAGAAGCCUUUCAAAUGUAAAGAAUGUGGCAAGGCAUUCAGGUUGGCAUCAUCCCUUCAUUAUCAUAAGGGAGUUCACCAAGGAGAGAAGCCUUAUAAAUGUAGAGAAUGUGGCAAAGCCUUCAGCUACUCUUCAUCCCUUAACCAACAUCACAGAGUUCAUACUGGUGAGAAGCCUUUCAAAUGUAAAGAAUGUGGCCAGGCAUUCAGUUUUGCAGCAUCUCUUAAUUAUCAUCAGAGAGUUCACCAUGGAGAGAAGCCUUAUAAAGGCACAGAAUGUGGCAAAGCCUAUAGCCAGUCCUCACAGCUUACUUCUCAUCAGAGAGUUCACACUGGAGAGAAACCUUAUAAAUGUAGAGAAUGCGCCAAAUCCUUUGGCACCUCCUCAGAGCUUACUAAGCAUCAGAGAGUUCAUUCUGGAGAGAAACCUUAUAAAUGCCGAGAAUGUGGCAAAGCCUUCAGGCAGUCCUCACACCUUAGAAAUCAUCAGAGAGUUCUCCAUGGAGAGAAGCCUUAUAAAUGUAGAGAAUGUGGCAAAUCCUUUGGCUUCUCUUCAGACCUUACUAUGCAUCAGAGAGUUCAUUCUGGAGAAGCCUUAUAAAUCUAAUGAAUGUGACAAAGCCCUUACCAAGUCCUCAUCUCUUAAUUAUCAUCAGAGGGUUCACACCGGAGAGAAGCUUUGUACAUGUAGAGAAUGUGGCAAAGCCUUCACUGGGUCAUCAAACCUUACCAGCCACCAGAGAAUU